CACGGAUGCUUAGAGUCAGCAAUUGCAUUACUUGAGGGCAGUGUGUCAGUGCAAUACAGGACGGCGUCCCAGCCAGCUUGAAGACUGCAGCCAUGGGUCUGUGGUUCGCCGUAGCGUUCAUCGCGUUUGCGUUGACACUUUUGAUUCGAUGGCGUAAAAAGAAGUUCUCAUAUUUCAAAGAACUUGGAAUUCCUGGACCAGAACCCAAUCUGAUCUGGGGUAAUCUAUGGGAGUAUCAUUCCUUGGGGCUGCACAAAGCGCUGGAUAAAUGGUGCAAGGAAUACGGGGACAUCUGCGGGUUCUAUAACGGCGACGUCCCAUUUCUCCUCAUCAAGGACCUGGAUUUCCUGGAGUAUGCUUAUAUCAAGAACUUCCAGAAUUUCACAGCUCGUGGG
Molecule: messenger RNA, 395 nt
Organism: Rhipicephalus microplus (southern cattle tick)
Lineage: Eukaryota; Metazoa; Arthropoda; Arachnida; Ixodida; Ixodidae
Product: cytochrome P450 3A14
Molecular function (GO): heme binding; iron ion binding; monooxygenase activity
Source: RefSeq, a predicted model, not a curated record